GCUGGGACCAUGGAGGGAAGGCCUGUCUGGGGGAAUGGAGCCAUGUUGGAGACAAAGCCACUGCUGGAGAUGCCAUCCAACGCAGAGAGAGCAAAGGGAAGAGAGUCCUUUCCAUUUCAAGCAGAGAAGCCGAAGUAUUUUUACCCAGUAGAGGAAUGAUGUAGUUCCACCCAUAACCUUCUUUUCUUAUAUGCUUCCAGGUCCCCUGUUGUCACCUGCUGCACAUUUGGAAGCUAGGAUGGGUCUGAGUGUGGACAUUUGGAGGUUUCAGCUAACUCGUUGCUUCUGCCUGGAAGACCGUCCUGUAGAAGUAGAAAAAGUGUUCCACAUGGUGCUUGACUUGGAGAGACAAGACGUGUUGUAGAAAGAAAUGGAUGAAGGCAGCUCAGGGGGCCCCAAACACAUGCUUCCCGUGGUCUAGUCCGGGGCAAGCCCUGCCGUGGGGCCCUGAGGUUCUGGGAUGUCGCCAGGUCUGGACGCAUGGCUGAUUCCUGAAUGACGAUGGUUCGCCGGGGGCUGCUUGCGUGGAUCUCUCGGGUGGUGGUUUUGCUUGUGCUGCUCUGCUGUGCCAUCUCCGUCCUCUACAUGUUGGCCUGCACUCCCAAAGGCAACGAGGAGCAGCUGGGGCUGCCCAGGGCCAACGGCCCCACAGGGAAGGAAGGGUACCAGGCCGCCCUGCAGGAGUGGGAGGAGCAGCACCGCAACUAUAUCAGCAGCCUCAAGAGGCAGAUCGCACAGCUCAAGGAGGAGCUGCAGGAGAGGAGCGAGCAGCUCAGGAACGCACAGUAUCACGCCAGCGAUGCCGCGGGCCUGGGCCCUGAGCCGGGCGCUCCCGAGAAAACCCAGGCCGACCUGCUGGCCUUCCUGCACUCACAGGUGGACAAGGCGGAGGUGCACGCUGGCGUCAAGCUGGCCACCGAGUACGCCGCAGUGCCUUUCGACAGUUUCACCCUGCAGAAGGUGUACCAGUUGGAGACGGGCCUGACCCGCCACCCUGAGGAGAAACCCGUGAGGAAAGACAAGCGGGAUGAGUUGGUGGAAGCCAUCGAAUCAGCCUUGGAGACCCUCAACAGCCCUGCAGAGAACAGCCCAAACCAGCAUCCGUACACGGCCUCGGAUUUCAUCGAAGGGAUCUACCGCACAGAAAAGGAUAAAGGCACUUUGUAUGAGCUCACAUUCAAAGGGGACCACAAGCACGAAUUCAGACGCCUUGUCCUGUUUCGACCGUUUGGCCCUAUCAUGAAAGUAAAAAAAGAAAAACUCAACAUGGCCAACACGCUCAUCAACAUUAUCGUGCCACUGGCAAAGAGGGUGGACAAGUUCCGACAGUUCAUGCAGAAUUUCAGGGAGACAUGCAUCCAACAGGAUGGGAGAAUUCAUCUCACCGUUGUUUACUUUGGGAAAGAAGAAAUGAAUGAGGUCAAGGGAAUACUUGAAAACACUUCCAGAGCUGCCAACUUCAGGAACUUUACCUUCAUCCAACUGAAUGGAGAAUUUUCCCGGGGAAAGGGACUUGAUGUAGGAGCCCGCUUCUGGAAGGGAAGCAACGUCCUUCUCUUUUUCUGUGACGUUGACAUCCACUUCACCUCUGAGUUCCUCAAUACGUGCAGGCUGAACACACAGCCAGGGAAGAAAGUAUUUUAUCCAGUCCUUUUCAGCCAGUACAAUCCUGGCAUCAUCUACGGCCAUCACGAUGCUGUCCCUCCCUUAGAACAGCAGCUGGUCAUAAAGAAGGAAACUGGAUUUUGGAGAGACUUUGGAUUUGGGAUGACAUGUCAGUAUCGGUCAGACUUCAUCAACAUAGGUGGGUUUGACUUGGACAUCAAAGGCUGGGGCGGAGAGGAUGUACACCUGUACCGCAAGUACCUCCACAGCAACCUCAUAGUGGUGCGGACGCCCGUGCGGGGCCUCUUCCACCUCUGGCACGAGAAGCGCUGUGUGGACGAGCUGACCCCCGAGCAGUACAAGAUGUGCAUGCAGUCCAAGGCCAUGAACGAGGCCUCCCACGGGCAGCUGGGCAUGCUGGUCUUCCGGCACGAGAUCGAGGCUCACCUUCGCAAGCAGAAACAGAAGUCAAGCAGCAAAAAAACAUGAACUCCCAGGGACACGUUGGGGGAGAUGUUUUUUUGUUUUUUCCUUUUGCAAUGAACCUGACAAGUGGCUGCAACAAGGAAGCGAUGUCCAUAAAGGGCAAACAAAGAAGCUGACUGAUUCGUAAGCGACAAAGGGAGCGCGCCUCCAAUUUCUGCCUGUGCGGUUUUACACAGCAGGAAUUCAAUCUCCCACUUUGCCUGAAGUAGCCCCAACAGAGGAAGGGUCCUCUGCAGCUUCUGACGAAGGAGAAUGGUUGUGAGGUUGUACGCUUGGCGGCGUGGAGGCCUGUUGCUUUCUGUGCUCAUUGCCAUAUUCAUGAAUGAAGACCAGUUUUGUACAAAGUUCAUUAGAAUGAAAGGCAGACAUUUCUCCCCAGCAGAAUGAUUGUAUCAGUAGGACUCUCGCGGUCUAGGAACUCUGUGUCUAAAAUAACAAGGCAGGCGAGGAGACUGUAAACUCAAAGAUACCCUCAUGAUGAUCCUUGUGAGUAUAUUAAGCAAAACCAAAUGGACUAAAAAAAGAAAAGAAAAAAGAAUAACUGUUGCCAUUUUCCCCAAAAUUAACCAAAAAUAAUCUCAUCUUUUUGGUUGUAGUUUUAACCAUCUCCAUUUGUUUAUUUAAAAAUGCACUUUUCUUUUGCUUAAGAGUUAUAUUUUGCUUAUUUAAUGACCCAUUUGCAAGCCUUACUAAAGAGAGCACAAGCUAGCGUACACUUUUGCAUUUUUUAAGAAGAUACUUUUAGAUGUGUUAGGAGAACUUUCCAUUCAGAGCACCAGGUGGAUACCCACAUCCGAGGACCUGCGGGUGCUGGGCCUGCCAGGCACCGCGUCAGACCUUCAGCACGUGGGAGGCGUGGUGUGGGGCUGCUGAGGACCAAGACAUAACCAGACUGGAUCUGGAGAGUAUUUCCGAAGAGGAGCAACUGAACACUGGAGGGAAAUAAAAAUAUCCUUUUUUUUUUAACCUCAACAGAAAAGGAAACUCAUUCAGACUGGCGGUAUCUUGAUUUAUUUAAAAGUCAGAAACACAUCUUUUUGCAAGGGAGAACUGGGGACUACUUUCUUACCUGUUUAAAUAAACCAAAGUACACUGUGUGAACCAAACGCUCUUUCCCAAGCAGGGUGCUCUUCCUGGCUGCCGGCUUCCAUGAGAAGAGCUGCAGGGAAAUGUAUUUUGUGCAAGAUCACUCCCUCUGCCCGAGUCUCCUGGGGUGGGAGGUUUUGCUACAUGUUCACCCACCCCCGUCGAGGGGGGAGUAACUUCAUUCUUUUUUAAAUGAAGCUGUUCUACUCCGUCACCAAGACGCUUCUGAAAAUUGCAUUUUAUUACAGUUUCCAACUAUUUAAAAAAAAUAAAUACCGUUAACACUGAGUGGUUUCUACAUUCAUGUGAAAAUUAUUUAUUUAAUAGCCAGCACCAGAUGCAUGAGCUAAUUAUCUCUGAUUCCUUGUCUUCUGUUUGCCCACAGUCAAGUCAUUGUUUAAAAGCUUCAAGAACGUUCAAGCUGUUGGUGUGUGUGGUGGAAAAAAAGCAUUGUAUUGAUUUGUACGGGUAGUUCAUAACAUUUAAUUAAAACACAGGGCAUGAGUGGAAGGUGGCAUUGGACAGCUAAUAAAAUAUGAUUUGUG
Messenger RNA from Myotis lucifugus (little brown bat), 3722 nucleotides. RefSeq names its product chondroitin sulfate N-acetylgalactosaminyltransferase 1 (gene CSGALNACT1). NCBI's taxonomy places the organism in Eukaryota, Metazoa, Chordata, Mammalia, Chiroptera, Vespertilionidae. The record is from RefSeq and is a predicted model, not a curated record. The transcript is spliced from 9 exons. Gene Ontology annotation, molecular function: glucuronosyl-N-acetylgalactosaminyl-proteoglycan 4-beta-N-acetylgalactosaminyltransferase activity. Gene Ontology annotation, cellular component: Golgi cisterna membrane. Bases 496 to 2094 code for a protein of 532 amino acids.